UGUAGGUGAGCGUUUCGGGCUGUGUGAGCGAGCGGGGAUGAGGCGGGUCACGGCACCGUGGGCCGCCCGGAUGGUGGCGGCCGUGCUGGCGCUGCUAGCCGGCCAGGGUCGCUCUGAAGGCGGGGAGGCGAGCCUGGCGGACCGGGUGAUCUGGGCGGUGAACGCCGGAGGCGAGGCGCACACGGACACGCACGGCAUUCAGUACAGGAAAGACCCUCUGGAGGGGAAGGUGGGCAAAGCCUCAGACUACGGCAUGCGUCUACCGAUCCUGCGGUCCAGUCCCGAGGAUCAGGUCCUGUACCAGACGGAGCGAUACAACGAGGACACGUUUGGGUACGAGGUGCCGAUCCGAGAGGAGGGAGACUACGCCCUGGUGAUGAAGUUCGCCGAGGUUUAUUUCGCCCAGUCCCAGCAGAAGGUGUUUGAUGUGCGUUUGAACGGUCACAUCGUGGUGAAGGAUCUGGACAUUUUUGACCGUGUUGGUCACAGCACGGCUCACGAUGAGAUCGUUCCGUUCUCCAUACGGAGGGGAAAGCUGAGCGUUCAGGGAGAAGUGUCCACUUUCAACGGCAAACUGACCAUCGAGUUUAUAAAGGGUUACUACGACAACCCCAAGGUGUGUGCGCUGUAUGUGAUGAAAGGGAAGCCAGAAGACGUGCCUAAGCUGCAGCCGCACCCCGGGCUGGAGAAGCGAGAGGAGGAUGAGGAAGAGGAGGAGGAGGUGGAGGUCGGAGAGGACGGGGUGAAGAAGAGCACCUCCACCUCUCGGAAAAACCCCGUCCGCUCCGGCCCGCGAACGCCGAACCCAUACGCCGCCGACAACAGCAGCCUGAUGUUCCCCAUCCUGGUGGCGUUCGGGGUCUUCAUCCCAACACUGUUCUGCCUCUGCCGCCUGUGAGGGGCGAGCGAGGU
Molecule: messenger RNA, 912 nt
Organism: Pygocentrus nattereri (red-bellied piranha)
Lineage: Eukaryota; Metazoa; Chordata; Actinopteri; Characiformes; Serrasalmidae
Gene: mlec
Product: malectin
Exons: 5
Coding region: 38-898 (286 amino acids)
Cellular component (GO): membrane
Molecular function (GO): carbohydrate binding
Source: RefSeq, a predicted model, not a curated record